Messenger RNA from Pocillopora meandrina, 706 nucleotides. The record is from the annotation of a GenBank genome assembly. NCBI's taxonomy places the organism in Eukaryota, Metazoa, Cnidaria, Anthozoa, Scleractinia, Pocilloporidae.
GGCCCGGUUAGUAAAGUCUUCCCCGCAGAAGAUCUCGUAGAUGAAGCUAUCAAGACAGCUGCAAAAAUAUCAUCCUUGUCGAAGAUUGCCGUACAGAUCGCCAAAGAAGCUGUCAACACAGGUAUUGCCCUGGCAGUUGUAACCAUCCGAUUGACUGUUUCCUGUCAUGAGUUAUACCUCGAUUAUUCGAAAGAUUUUAUGUCAACUGAAGUCGGUGUGGAUCUUGUCCAUCGCUAGACGUUUCUUGUUGGUUUACCAGUCAACUUCAAAACAGUUACCUAUCCUAUUUGACUGUUCUACUGCAAAACUAUCUUUUUUCUAGUUACCGAAAUAGCCCAAAACAUCAUGACGUACUUCCAUUCACAAGAGUAAAAUUGAUUGUUUCUAAGCCAUCAUCUUAAUUGAAGCAAACUGAAAAAAUGAGGUAGAUUUUUGCGCAAGUUAAGCAGAGAAGAACUUGAUCUCGCGUAGGGUUUUGUUGCCUCGGGAUAUAAAUCAUGAUGACUGACCUGCUUGAGUCCAAAAGUUUAACAGUUUACAAGAAAUGCAUGCAAGAACAAUUUAUGGUCGUUGCAUUCCCUUUGAAAGUUCCGUAGAUGGUUGAAUUUCCCAAAUGUCUUUUUGUUUAGGCUACGAGAUGUCACUGGCAGAAGGACUGCAUUUUGAGAAAAGAAUGUUUCACUCAACAUUUUCAACAGUAAGUUAA